Branchiostoma belcheri (Belcher's lancelet) is the source of this 3370-nucleotide messenger RNA. Its product is annotated as low-density lipoprotein receptor-related protein 4-like. The transcript has 18 exons. The record is from RefSeq and is a predicted model, not a curated record. Lineage: Eukaryota; Metazoa; Chordata; Leptocardii; Amphioxiformes; Branchiostomatidae. The annotation marks the transcript as partial.
UUAGUUGAAGGGACAGGUAUGUUUGUGUAGGUAACCGUAUCGGCAUGUCUUCACAAUGGCGGUCACACGACCAUAAAGGACCAAUCACGUAUCAUGUCCAAAGUCUUGUGUCCCAAAUUAGACGACACACAAUCUAGGGGGUUUACGCCAGUUCCUCUUCCACUGCCGCCCAUCUUAGUCCUUGAGAUGGGAGUAAAGCAGUGGCAGGACUCCUAUUAUCAAGGGUUAUCGGUGCUUACAACUGGAUAUCGGCCGAACUUUGAACAAAAUGCGUCGUGGAGGCGUCGCUUGCAGUUCGGGAGGACUGGCUAAGACAUGCGUCGUUGUUUUCCUACUCUCUGCGGUUGGGAAACUUGAUGCAAGUCUGCUGGUGACCAACGGAACUCAUAUCAUCGAUUAUGACAUUUCGACGAACCGACAGACAGUGUUACCUGUGUCGGAACCCGGUGGUAUCGUCGCUCUUGCCGUUGACGUUGGCGGACAGCGUCUGUACUACACAAACGCCGAAACAGGCGGGAUAGUUCGAUGUGGGCUCGACGGUUCUAACCAGCACGCCGUCGUGAACACAGACGUGACCCAGCCCACCGGUAUCGCUUAUGACUGGGUGUCAGGGCUGGUGUACUGGACUGAUGAAGGGCGGGGUACAGUGGAGGUUGCCCAGGGCGACGGCUCCAACAGGAAGACCCUCAUCUCGGGACAACUGUUCCCCAGAGGGAUUGCCGUGGACCCUAUCUCUGGAUACCUGUUCUGGGGGAACCAAGGGGACUUCACCAUCAGGCGAGCACGGCUAGACGGCUCCGAUGUUGAGACCCUACACAACACGGGGCUGGUCUGGCCUAACGAACUGGUUGUGGACUUUCCGAACAGUCGCCUGUACUGGAUUGAAGGCUACUUCGGUUACAUCGGGUCCAGUGCCUUGGAUGGGACAGACCGGACGAUUGUCGCUAACGUCUCCUCUGGCUACGUGCUGUUUGGACUGGCCCUGCAGGAUGACACACUGUACUACACAUCCUGGGAGGGCAAGCUUUUCUCUGUGGACCAGAACUCUGGAGAACAGAGUGAGGUCAUGGAGGCAGAGGGAGAACAGCUGCUUGGGCUUGUGUCUGUGCAUCCUAGCAGGCAGCCAGCAGGGAGUAACCCAUGCCAGACUGACAAUGGGGACUGCAGCCAUCUGUGUCUUCCUACUGCUCCUGACUCUAGGAUCUGUACGUGUCCAGAUGAUGGGGGACUGGCCAUCGGGAAGGACAACAAGACUUGUGAAGAGCCAGGCCAGUUCCUGCUGUAUGCUAAGGCAGAUGAAGGACAGAUCAUGAUGUUGACCGUGGACCUGAGCAUGGCGGCCAGGCCUGUCCUGUUGGACCAGGGUGUGCGACCGGUGGCUGUGGCCUAUGAUCCCAUAGAACAGAGAGUGUACUGGAGUGAUGUGGUCACCCACACUAUCAACAGGGUCUUCCUGAAUGGAACAGGCUCUGAGGCCUUCAUGGAUGGCACAAAUGGGAUCGCAUCAGUAGAAGGCCUGGCUGUUGACUGGCAGAAUCGGCGGCUGUAUUUCUCCAACCUGGGUCUGCACUACACAGGUGUGAGCUGGGGGAGGGUGGAGAUGGUCGGACUGGACAGGACUGGACACAGACGACUGCUGGAGGGACGUGUAGGGAAGCCGAGAUCCAUAGUACUGGACAUGCAGGCCAGACACAUGUACAUCACAGAUUGGGGUGAAGAACCCAAAAUUCUGAGAGCUGACCUGGAUGGCAGAGAUCCCCAGACCAUCAUGUCAUCAGAGAUGGAGAACCCCAAUGGUCUGGCCAUCAGUGAUGGGAAGCUGUACUGGGUGGACUCACAUGUCAAAAGUGGGGUGAACAGCACAGGGACCCUGGAACAGGCUGAACUGGAUGGGACCAACAGGGAACAACUCUUGCAGGAUGUACCGUUUCAUGUCCCAUUUGGCCUGGCUGUGCAGGGCAGCACCGUGUACUGGACAGCCUGGGGACAGGAUGGGACAGGCGCUGUCUUCCAGGGGAACAGUGGAACUGGAGACCACCGUGUGGUGGUUGGGGGACUGGGAGACCCCAUGGCUGUCACUAUCUGUAACAAGUCAUACGCUACUCCUGAGGAGCCCAACCCUUGUGCAGGACAUGACUGUAGCCACAUCUGUGUCCCCACUGCUGGGUCCUACAGAUGUAUGUGCCCCAAUACUGGAGGUCUAGGGCUUGGAAGUGAUGGCAAGUCUUGUGUCGAGCCACAGCAGUUCCUGCUCGUUGCUGAUUUGACAGAGAUCCGCAUGGUUCCGUUGGACACCCCUGACAGGUAUCCCUACCCCAUCAUACAAGUCCACGACCUCUACAGCAACAUCGCAGCAGUCACCUACGACCCUGAGACAAAAAUGGUAUACUUCAGUGACGUGGGAUGUCGGUCCAUCCUGAGGGCCUAUCUGAAUGGGACAGGGCUGCAGGUGGUCCACAGAGACACAGGUGUAUCAGACGGGAUGACCAUUGACCCCAUGGACAGGUACCUGUACUGGACAGAUGGAGAGAGGGGGACCAUUGAGAGGAUGGCACUCAAUGGCAGUGAGGAGGACACUCAUGAAGUGGUGCUACAGGGGCUGGAUAGGCCCAGAGCAAUUGUGGUGAUCUCAGACACUAACUACAUGUACUGGACUGACUGGGGUGAGAGUCCAUCAGUGAAGCGGGCAUCCAUGGAGGUGAAUGCUACAGAUGUACAGAACCUGGUGGAAGGUGACCUGUCCUGGCCAAACGGACUUGUUGUUGACAGCAAUGAGGGCAAACUGUACAUCGGGGAUGGCAACAAUACCAAGAUAGAAGCAGCAUUGUUAGAUGGCUCAGACCGUCAGUUGAUUUUGGAUGAGAGCAGUGGCCAUGUGUACGGGUUGGCUAAGAUUGGGGAUGUCCUGUUGUGGAGUGACUGGGCAGGACAAAGUGUCAAGAUGAUGACUCUAGGCAGUGAUGAAAUACAGGUUCUCACAGAUGGACUCAUGAGGCCAAGUGAAUUACAUUCCUCUAACAUCACAGAUGGCCUUCUGACACCUACAACUCAUGUCUCCACCACUACAACUGCAGCUACAACACUUGCCAUUACAACAACACAAGUGACAACUCCAGUCCCAACUACAGCAGUUACAACACCUGUCAUUACAACAAGAGUAACAACUCCAGUCCCAACUACAACAGUUACAACACCUGUCAUUACAACAGAAGUAACAACUCCAGCCCCAAUUACAACUACAACAACAGCUACAACACCUGUAAUUACAACAGAAGUGACAACUCCAGUCCCGACAACAACAGCUACAACACCUGUAAUUACAACAGAAGUAACAACUCCAGUCCCAACAACAACAGCUACAACACCUGUC